AUGGCUUCGCGAGUCCUUUCUCUCACAUCCAGAAGCAUUCGGCCAUUAACACAAAGCCGAACUGCUGCUCAUUUCACAUAUCAUCCUUCAGUUCCAUCUCAAAAUCUGAAUGGUGGGGACCCUGUAAAAAUGAAUUUGUGUCAAGCAGUAAACAGUGCCAUGGAUAUUGCUAUGAAAACUGAUGACUCAGCGGUCAUUUUCGGUGAAGAUGUUGCUUUCGGAGGAGUUUUCCGUUGUUCUCUUGGUCUUCAAGACAAAUAUGGAAAAGAUAGAGUGUUCAAUACACCUCUCUGUGAACAAGGAAUCGCUGGUUUCGGUGUUGGAUUGGCAGUAGCUGGCUCUACUGCUAUCGCGGAAAUUCAGUUUGGUGACUACAUCUUCCCCGCUUACGAUCAAAUUGUCAACGAAGCUGCCAAGUAUCGCUACAGAUCCGGAAAUCUUUUCAACUGUGGUAGUUUGACUAUUCGUGCUACUUGGGGUGCUGUAGGCCACGGAGCUCUUUACCAUUCCCAAUCUCCUGAAGCUCAUUUCACCCACACUCCUGGAUUGAAGGUAGUAGUCCCAAGAGGUCCUAUUCAAGCUAAAGGAUUAUUAUUGAGCUGUAUUCGUGAUCCAGAUCCAUGCAUUUUCUUCGAGCCCAAGAUUCUAUACAGAAUGGCCGUUGAGGAUGUACCUGAAGGAGAUUACGCUAUUCCUUUGGGCAAAGCUGAAACUGUUGUUUCUGGUACUGAUGUCACUUUGGUCGCAUGGGGUACCCAAGUGCAUGUUGCUCUCGAGGCUGCUGAGAUGGCUAAGAAGGAAUUGGGAGUUUCUGUAGAAGUUAUUGAUUUGGCUACCAUCCAACCAUGGGAUGAAGAUCAUAUCUGCGAGAGUGUUCUUAAAACUGGGCGUCUGAUUGUCACUCAUGAAGCACCCAUUACCAGCGGAUUUGGAGCUGAAAUCGCUGCCACAGUUCAACGCCGGUGCUUCUUAUCACUCGAAGCUCCUAUUGAACGUGUUUGUGGAUAUGACACUCCAUUCCCUCAUGUGUAUGAGCCUUUCUAUUUGCCUACCAAAUGGAAAGUCUUCGACAGUAUCAAGAAAAUCGUGAAGUAUUAG
Messenger RNA from Auanema sp. JU1783, 1098 nucleotides. NCBI's taxonomy places the organism in Eukaryota, Metazoa, Nematoda, Chromadorea, Rhabditida, Rhabditidae. The record is from the annotation of a GenBank genome assembly.